Messenger RNA from Vitis vinifera (wine grape), 1791 nucleotides. RefSeq names its product E3 ubiquitin-protein ligase RMA1H1. Gene Ontology annotation, cellular component: endoplasmic reticulum. Bases 563 to 1570 code for a protein of 335 amino acids. The record is from RefSeq and is a predicted model, not a curated record. Gene Ontology annotation, molecular function: metal ion binding; ubiquitin-like protein conjugating enzyme binding; ubiquitin protein ligase activity. NCBI's taxonomy places the organism in Eukaryota, Viridiplantae, Streptophyta, Magnoliopsida, Vitales, Vitaceae. The transcript is spliced from 2 exons. Gene Ontology annotation, biological process: ubiquitin-dependent protein catabolic process.
AUUUUGGUAUUAUAUCCUACAAUUAUUUUAAAAUUUGAGGCAUAUAAAAGAGAAAUUUACAAUAUUACCCCUGUAAUAGCACUUAACAUAAAUUAAUAAUUAACAACUUUACGCGUAAAAAUAUUUUAUGGAAAACAUUAAAAAGCACGUUACGUUGUGCAUUAAUUAAUUACUUAGGUAGAAGGUUCUAGAAGCACAAAUCCAUUUUUUAUUUUAUUUUAUUUGUUAAAUGUCCUGUUACGUGCCAUGUGGGCUGCGUCUUCGGUGGGGGCUGGCUGGGUCAUAUUUUUAUACAUAAGAAGUCAUAUUAAUUUCCACAUGUUGUGUAAUGAGGUGGGCAGAAGAGAUUAGAUAAUUUCGGUCUCCUUCUUCUAUACGCUCAUAUCUUUAUUUUUCUAUUUUGUUGGUUUUAAAUAAAAAAACGAAAUGAAUUUAAUUUAUAAAUUAUAUUCUAUUUAAAUUCCUUUUUCUUUCUUCAAAUAAAAUAAAAUUUAAUUAAAAUAAAUUGGAAAAAAAAAAAAAAAAAGCGACGUAGAAUCGGGGGAGGAAUUAAAAGCGUGAAAUGAAUGACACGUGGCGGAUAAUGAGUGGGUGGAAGUUAGAAAAUGGUCAACAUCAACCAAUAGGAGAAGAGCUUCAGUUUGCCGUUUCAAGACGUAAAACGCGCUCCGCCCCGCUGUCUUUAUAUACAACGCCCUUUUUCAUCGCCGGUCAUCAUCUCUCUCUACUACGUUCGCUUUUCGCCGUGAGGAUUUUGCUACGAAGUAAUCGAUUCCGUGUUCUUCAUCCUUGUUUUGACUCCGAUCGCAUGGCCUUAGAACAGGACUUCCCAGAGCUUGCAGCACAACACGAAUCUGACGGAGAUGUUUCACUCCAGAAAAAAUGGAAAGCCAUCUCAGCUUCAGAAGCUGCCUCGGAAAAUUCUAAUGGCAGUUUUGAUUGCAACAUCUGCUUAGACUCUGCCCAUGACCCCGUCGUCACCCUCUGUGGCCACUUGUACUGCUGGCCCUGCAUAUACAAGUGGCUCCAUGUCCAGAGCACCUCCCCUGUUACAGAGCAGCAGCAGAACUGCCCCGUCUGUAAAGCCAACAUCUCCCACACUUCACUAGUCCCCCUUUACGGCCGUGGCCCAUCCCCAUCUGAAUCAGAAACAAAGAAGCUCCACGUUGGCCCUGCUAUACCCCGCAGGCCGCCAGCUCAUGGGGUGCACACGUUGAUAACUACGACUACUUCAGCCUCUUUGAACUCUCAUCCAAGUCGGCAUCUUCAUCCUAAUCCUUUCCAGUCACAUUCACAAUACUUUCCCCACCCUUAUGGUGGUUAUGCUGCCACUCCAACAUUGACCAGCGUAUUGAAUCCAACUAUUGGGAUGUUUGGAGAGAUGGUUUUCUCUAGGAUGUUUGGGAGCUCAGACACAAGUUUGUUCGCCUAUCCCUAUCCGAAUACUUAUCCUCUGAUGGCCAGUGCCAAUCCUAGGAUGAGAAGGCAGGAAAUGCAGCUAGACAGAUGUCUCAACAGAGUAUCCAUCUUUCUCUUCUGUUGCUUUAUUCUUUGUCUUCUCUCGUUCUGACUUCAUUCUUCCACCCCUCUCACCCUUUGUAAAGAUGUAAAAAAUCGUAAGAUUAAAGUUUGUUUGUCCAAAUUACGGAAUCAAUUAGUCAUGUAUGCUGUAAGAGAUAUUGCAGAAAAAGAACUCUCUUGUGAGUCUUCUUAUUUGUACAUAAGACCCUUUACUUGUGUUGGAAGUGAGGCUUUAUAAACAUCCCUCAUAAGAUCUCUUCUUGUUUCUCA